UUCCCAGGAUCAACAUGUUGCUUGAACCAGCCGUCAGUGAAAUGGAAGUACACAACUAUUCUUGCAAAAUGCUGCAAGAUUUGUGCCUUAUGCUGUCUAUAUUUGUGGGCUUUUUAAAUCAUUUAGCUCUAUCAUCAUCCUAUUACGCGUACCCAGAUGUUGGCCCAAUUAGAGGCCAAGCUUCAACAAAAGGAUUGAAAGAAAUCUCAUAUCACGCGUUACAUCGUUCAACAGAUGCCCCUGAAAAUGGAUAUAGCGGCGCCAUGGCAACUCUGGAUGUUUAUAAUUUUCCAUAUUUGAAGAAAAUGGAAGUAAGUGCUGCUAUUGUUAGAGUUUCAAAUUACCAAGACGAAGCCACUAAAGCUGGUCUCAAUGAUAUACAGGCCGGAUGGGUGAUUGAUCCAACCACCUAUGGUGACAGCAAAACCCACUUCUUUGUAUCUUGGACGGCUGAUUAUUACAAUAAAACCGGAUGCUUUAACUUGGACUGUGACGGUUUUGUACCAGUAAACGGUGCCCCGGUGACUCCUGGAGAUACAUUAGAACAAGCUAAUAACCAAACUAAAAUAUCAUUCAAGAUAUUUAAGGACAAAAAUGAUGGAGAUUGGUGGCUUUACUUUGGAUAUGACAUCAACAAUCUCAAUCGAGUUGGAUUUUGGCCAAAGAAUAUUUUUAAUCGUAUGGUAGAUCAUGCUACUCGUAUAAGGUGGGCUGGCUAUGCUCAAUCCUACAAAGGGAGCUCCAGUCCCCCAAUGGGCAAUGGGCAAUUUCCAGGAAAAAUGUCAGCAUCCUUUCAGAAUGUUAUGUAUGUUGAUACCGAUGGCCAGCCCUAUCCUCCUCCUGUUUGGCCUGCUGGUCUCGAAGUUUAUGCAAGCAAUACGAAAUGCUACCAAGCUAGCAUUUUUGAGGAUAACAUGUUUUACUAUGUGGGGCCAGGUAGUUGUACUAGUUAAAAUUAGAAUCUCUUGAAAAUAUUAAUGGCGAGGGCCAUCUCUUUUCCCAAAAGGAAGAGGCCCUCGCGUCGCCCUCCCCCAGGCGGCUCGGGAGGCGAUGUGCGCGCCGCCGCUUUCCUCCUCCCCCGCCUCCUCCUCCACCUCGCCGCCGCCAGAGCGGGUGCCGGCAAUGCCGCGCAGCCGCAAGGACGGCGGCGGCGGGGUCUCGCCUAGCCAACCCUACGCUCGGCGGCGGGGGGGGAGCUGCCCGGGGCGGCGGUGGUGGCGGCCAGAUCCGCGCCGUAUCCAGCCGGAUCUAGAGGGGGGAUGGCCAGCGGCGGGGACUGACGGUGAUGGUGGCGACGACGGCGGCGGACCACGGCGGCUGAAGGCGACGUCGGCGGCGGACCAUGGCGACUGAAGGCGACGUCGGCGGCGGACCGCGGCGCGUCCAGGACGCCACGGCUGGGACCUCCGCCGCAUCGUCAUGGUCGUCUCGCUCCAACCGGGCGCCGAGCGGCGCGUUCCGUCCCCCGGAUCCGCGCCAUCCUGGCCGAAUCUGGACAGGCGGCGGCUGGUGGCGGCAACCGGUGAUGGUGGCAGCUGGCGGCGGCGGCUGGCGACGGUGGCGUGGGGACGAUCGGCGGACCACAGUGGCUGACGGCGGCGGCCGUGGUGGCGAUGGCUGGCGAGGGCGCAUGUGCGGUAGUCGGCGCGUCGACGUCAGCGGCAACAUUUGAAGACGAGGAAGGAGUUGGGCGGCGGGGAAGGAGGAGACCGGGAGCGGGCGUAGCGUGGGCGGCGGCUGCGUGUGGCGGCGUUGCACGGCUCGGGAGGGCUCCGACGAGCUCGGCGGUAGCGCGGAGUCGAGGCGGACUCCGGCAGGGUUGCUCGCUAGCGGCGAGCCUCCUGCUCGCGAUGUGUGGAUGUGGAUGCGAUGGCGUGUUUGGUUACGUCGAGGUAUGACUGCUUGUGAGACGUCAUGGACUAUUCAGUGGUCGUCGAUGUGGGGUGCUUGUGUGUGUGAUGUGAAGACGUUGGCGAAAGCCUUGCCGUGCCUUUGGCCGGUUCGACGAUGACGAUGCCCACGGGCGCCGUUAACCUUCUUGGAGGCGUCGUGAUGGCGUUCCUUCAUAUUCCCCACAAAUCUCCAGGUGAAAACCUUGUUCCGAUUUCGGAUGAGCGGCGGCGACGUUAUGCAUCGUGUCCUCCUUGGGGGUGUCGCUUCGGAGAAGCUCCUAUGUAUCGACGACCGUGGAUGGUCUUUUUCGGUUCUAAAGCCUUCAUACCUUGGCGUUCGGCGAGGCCUUCGCCUCCUUAGGUCCGCUUCGUUCUUGUGGUGGGUGACACGCUCUUCAGUUGCUUCUGCUGAUGAAGUCGGAGCGGCUCGCUGAUGACGUGCGGCGAUGCUUGGCAACGAUGACAAGUUGCAGUCUCUUCCAAGGAGUUGUUGUUGGCCGUGUGAAGGAAGUGGCUCUUUGGUGGCUUGGCUGAUGUCCAUUGUUGGAUAUCGGAGCUGCUUUUCGCUCUAGCGACUUUCACGGCUUCAGUGUCGAUGCGGUUGUAAAGUCGGCGCUGCUGGGUUGCUUGGGCGGCUAGCUCGACAACGAUAACACCUCUUCUGUGAUGUUGGAGCUGUUUCGGUCGCUUUUGUGUAUUAGCUUGGCAAUGAUGUCCUAUAUUUGGGCUCCGCCGUCGUUGCGAGUUGUGUAGCUAGGUCCCUUGCUUUCUUCUGUGUGGUGAGUUUUAGCCGGUUUUCCAUAAUUAACCGUGCAAUUGUAUGGUUUUCGGGCCCGGUUUUCCUUAUAAACUGGGUCAAUUCUCUUCUUCUAAAUAUAAAAGUGGAACAAAGUUCCGCCUUAGGUUU
Oryza sativa Japonica Group (Japanese rice) is the source of this 2799-nucleotide messenger RNA. Its product is annotated as protein neprosin. Lineage: Eukaryota; Viridiplantae; Streptophyta; Magnoliopsida; Poales; Poaceae. The record is from RefSeq and is a predicted model, not a curated record.